Molecule: messenger RNA, 3551 nt
Organism: Paramisgurnus dabryanus
Lineage: Eukaryota; Metazoa; Chordata; Actinopteri; Cypriniformes; Cobitidae
Source: RefSeq, a predicted model, not a curated record
AUGCCCUCUCGCUUUGGCACUGCCGUGCGGAUCGUCUACACCACCCUUUUUGGCGCGGUGGUGCUGCUUGCCAUCCUGCUGGUAUACGUGACAGGUUACCAGUUCAUCCGAACCGAACAGCAUUACCUCUCUUUUGGCCUGUACGGUGCGUUUCUUUUUCUCCACCUCCUCCUGCAGAGCCUCUUCGCCUACCUGGAGCACCGGCAAAUGCGUAGCCCCUCCACACCCCAGCACCUGCAACGCACCGUGGCCCUCUGCAUCGCGGCCUACCAAGAGGAUCCAGACUACCUGCGCAAGUGUCUGCGAAGCGUACGCCGCAUUUCCUUUCCCGGACUUAAAGUGGUGUUGGUGGUGGAUGGGAAUCGGAAGGAAGAUGCCUACAUGAUGAAAAUCUUCCAGGAGGUGAUGGGGGAAACAGAGCACACGGGCUGCUUGGUGUGGAAGGGGAAUUACCAUAGCGAUGGUUAUGGAGGAGUAGGGAGUGACUUACACCACACGAAGGAGACCGAACACGUGGCCAGUGUGGUGCGAAAUUGCCAGCACUCCUGUAUCAUGCAAGAGUGGGGUGGCAAAAGGGAAGUGAUGUACACAGCUUUCAAAGCUUUGGGAAACACUGUGGAUUACAUUCAGGUGUGUGAUUCAGACACUGUACUUGAUCCAGCAUGCACAGUUGAGAUGCUUAAGAUUCUGGAGCAAGAUCCAGAUGUGGGUGCAGUGGGAGGAGAUGUUCAGAUCCUAAACAAGUAUGCUUCCUGGAUCUCGUUUUUGAGCAGUGUCCGCUAUUGGAUGGCCUUCAAUGUGGAACGGGCCUGCCAGUCUUAUUUUGGAUGCGUGCAGUGCAUUAGCGGCCCGCUGGGAAUGUACCGCAACUCUCUCCUCCAGGACUUCCUGGAGCCCUGGUAUAACCAGACCUUCUUAGGGACCAAGUGCAGCUUUGGUGAUGAUCGGCACCUCACCAACCGCGUCCUAAGCUUGGGCUUCAAAACCAAGUACACGGCACGCUCCCAAUGCCAGACCGAGACCCCCACAGAAUACCUGCGCUGGCUGAACCAGCAAACCCGCUGGAGCAAGUCUUACUUUCGAGAGUGGCUGUACAGCGCUCUUUGGUUUCACAAGCACAAUCUCUGGAUGACUUAUGAGGCUGUGAUGACUGGUUUCUUCCCCUUUUUUCUGGUCGUUACAGUGAUCCAUCUGUUCUACAUAGGUCGCCUGUGGAACAUCCUUCUCUUUCUGCUGACAGUCCAGCUGGUGGGCAUGGUUAAGGCCACCUAUGCGUGUUUCCUUCGAGGCAGCCUUGUCAUGAUCUUCAUGUCGUUGUAUGCUCUACUUUACAUGUCUAGCUUGUUGCCUGCUAAAAUCUUUGCCCUGUUGACUAUUAACAAAUCAGGCUGGGGCACAUCAGGAAGGAAGAAGAUAGUGGUAAACGUGAUCGGUGCUAUACCUGUGACCGUGUGGGCAGCCAUUCUGCUCGGCGGCUUGGUGUACACCAUUUACUGCGAGGUGCAAGAGCCCUUCACGGAUACAGAGAAGGUUCUUCUUAUUGCCGGCGCAGUAGUUUAUGCGUGUUACUGGGUGGUGCUUCUAGUACUCUACCUGGCCAUAGUGGCCAGACGCUGCAACAAAAGAGAGGAGCAGUUUCACCUACCCUAUUCUAAAGCUUAGCAACUUUAGUGGUGCUGGAGGACUUAAUAGGGCUCAUCCCAUCUUUUCCUGAUGCUGCAUUCCUUAUUGUGAUUACAGAUCUGUGAGUAUCGGGUUGAAGCGGUAUGGCUACGAAAAAAGGUUUUAGCCGGUGGCCAUAAUGAACCUUCGAGAGUGCCAUAAUUUAUAUAGCUGAAAUGGGGAAUGGUUAAUGGUGCUUCUCAUCAUAAUAAAGCACACAUUGAGGUGGCCAGUCAAGAUUGAGAGCAAACGUUGAGCCAAAGGUUACCGAUGAAGUGUAGUGACAUGUAGCCAGCAUGGUCAUUUUAAGUCAAAGGGCUCAUAUUGGUGCUUGCUUGGUAUUAUGGGAACGUCACGAUAAGGUUAGCGAAGUGUGUGCCAAUACUUGAGGUAGAAACUAGGCUGGUGAUAUUUGCCAAAAGCCAGCUAGUAUUUACAUUUACACCUUUGGGAGACAUUUUUAUCCAAAGCAACUUUCGAAGUAUACAUUUUAUCAGUUGUGAGUUGCUGUGAUCUACCAACUGAGCCACAGGAACACCUAAAAUAAUCAUAUUGUAUGUCUUUUCUCUGAUAGUCCACUAUAAUUCUUAAUAUCAUUGUCUGUGGUGCUGCUGAAGGGUUGGGACAUUGUACAAAGUGCAUUUAAUUUAUUUACGUUUAUGAUGCACAACAAAACAUCAUAACCCCACUGUACAGGAUGUUUACAGAUGCAUCAAGUAACAUCCAGAUUUGUCCAUAGUCAUACUUUUAUUUGUUCCUGAAAUGUUUUAUUCCUCCAAAACUGAUCAUUUUAAAAGUAAAUAAGUAGAGGUUAGUUUUACACACAAAGCCUUGACAUUUUCAGACAAAAACCUUUCUAUGUACAUGAUUCUUAUUAGUUAUGUCAAUAAAAUGUUCUGCUAGACAGAUAUGAAUAGGAAUGACAUUACUUAUUUAUGGUAUGCUAAACUAUGGUGGUUUAAAAAAUGGCCAGAGGAUUUAGUUUACCAUGCAUCAUGUAUUUACAAAUCCAGCAAAGGUAAACAGUGGUGCAUUUUUCCAUGUCCAGUCGUCUAAAUGCAACAGUUUGUGGAUUUAUGUAACUCACAAACCUUCAAGAACACACAUUAAACUUUGGCCAUUUUUCAAAGCAUAGAAAUGAAAACACUGAGACUUGUGUGUGUGUGUGUGCGUGCGCGCGUGCGUGCGUGUGUGUGUGCAUGAAUAAGUUUAGAAAGGAGUGAGUUUAUGAAACGUCUGUCCAUCUGUUUUUUUGCGUGGUUCAUUACAUGUGUAAUUCCUACAGGUAUAUCAUGACGGUAUAUACCUAAAGUAUCAGCAUUAGAUUUUGAUUUUAAUCUUUGACAUGAUCUUACUCGGUCAAUAUAAGAUAUCAAGGUUAUAUUUUCACAGAAUGUUCUUUACAUUAUGAACAAUGGUUUUAUGUAGAAAACAGUAAAUCACAAAAAAUAAAUUUUAGCUGGGUUUUCAGACUGGGUCACAAAUUAAAAUCUGUUCACUUUGUGUGCUUUUACUUUUGCAAACUAGGUGCCAAACAUUUGGGAUUAUCAUGCUUCUCAGGAACACAAGGAUCACUGAAAGAGGGAAUUCAGAACCAGUAUUAGGUUUAAGCAGUUACAGCAAGAGAUGAAAAUAAAAACAGUAAAAACAGAUUUGCCAGAUACAAAAAAAUCUGUACAGAACCAAUGCAAUAGACGAUCUAUUCACAAACAUGAAUUUGUGGAUGGUGAUCCAGUUUUGUAAAUAUACGUUUUUUCAGUCAUUCAAGUGUAUUGUACAGUAAUAUAUAUAUUUUUGUAAUGCAAAGCUCUCACUUAAUAAUCCAGACACAUAUCAAGGGAUCAGCGUUUUCCUAGGAUACUUUUUUUUUUUUUAAAAAUGUUUUCAUU